UGGCAGUAGCUGUAGAUGCGCAGCAGGAGACAGCAGCGCGCAGACCACCAGACACAGAGUCCGCGAGAGAGCGCGCAAUGCCUCGCGUCUAGCAGUUGUUUUCUCUUUAUUUCACGUUUCUCGGGCGACGGAAGAGUAAAAGAAACCGAGGACUCUGCCUCGGUGGAUAUCCGAGAUGGCGCGAUCAUGGACAGUUGAUCUGUUUGUGGGAUUUGUGCUAGUUUUGCAUGCUCUGGGAAGUGUUUUCCAGAUCACCCGAGGAGAACUAACGGCGGAAGGAGCUGCUUAUUCAAUUCUUCGGGGAUGGUCACAUGAUGAUGAUGUCACAGUGGAGCUUUUGAGAAGGAGGCGAUGGCUUCUUCUGGAGCCCCUUUCAAUGGAAAGUAACAAAGCCAGUCAAGACAGUCUAAAGCCUGAGUCUCCGGAUUCAACCGGAAUACUACCUGAUGAUGAGGCAGACAACAGCUCUCAAAUAAUGGAGGACACAGAUCAUAAUUACUACACCUCAAAGACAUACGGCUCCAAUGACCCUAUGAGCAAAGAAUUAUGGGUAAACAUCGAUCAGAUGGAUAAAGGCAAAGUGAAGAUUCAUGGCAUCCUCUCCAAUACACACAGACAAGCCGCGAGGGUUAACCUCUCCUUUGAUUUUCCAUUUUACGGGCAUGCUUUGCGAGAGAUUACAGUUGCAACAGGCGGGUUCAUCUACACAGGUGAUGUGGUACACAGAAUGUUGACAGCCACACAGUACAUCGCUCCACUCAUGGCAAACUUUGACCCCAGCCUUUCCAGAAACUCAACUGUCAUUUACUUUGACAAUGGAACUGCAUUGGUUGUUCAGUGGGAUCACGUCCAUCUCCAGGAUUCUUAUCAUCAAGGAAGUUUCACUUUUCAGGCCACAUUACACAUGGACGGGCGAAUUGUCUUUUCCUACAAAGAGGUCCCAGUACAGAUCGCAAAGAUCAGCUCUGUCAAUCAUCCGGUAAAAGUUGGGAUGUCUGAUGCCUUUGUGGUGGUCCACAAGAUUCAGCAGAUCCCCAAUGUUCGGAGGAAGACUAUCUAUGAGUAUCACCGAGUGGAGUUGCUCAAGACCAAAAUUACUAACAACACAGCUGUGGAAAUGAUGCCACUACCCACAUGCCUUCAAUUCACAAGCUGCUCCUCGUGCGUAGAAUCACAGAUUAACUUCAACUGCAGCUGGUGUCAUCGGCUCAAUAGAUGUUCCAGUGGCUUUGAUCGCCAUCGACAGGACUGGGUGGAUAACAGUUGUCCAAAUGAGACAAAGGAUAAUACCUGUGACAUCAUCAACAAUACUAAUCUUCAGACCACUGCGUCGUUUGCCAAGAUGACAACUAGAAACAGAGGAACUACUGAGAGUCACUCUACCCAAGCCACAUCUCACAUGCCCACCAGCAUACCUACAGAAGAUGACACCAAGAUUGCAUUACAUCUUAAAGACAAUGGAGCUUCUGCAGCUAAAAGCACGGCAGAGAACGGCACACAUUCACUGCAUAUGGGCCUGAUUCUCGGCAUGGUCAUGCUUCUGCUUGUGAUGGUCGUCAUCGUUCUGGUGACCGUCUACAUCUACCAUCACCCGAGCUCUGCUGCGGGACUCUUUUUCAUUGAGAGACGUCCCAGCCGAUGGCCUGCCAUGAAGUUCCGGCGGGGUUCAGGUCAUCCUGCAUACGCAGAAGUAGAGCCUAUCGGUCAGGAAAAAGAAGGUUUUAUUGAGUCAGAGCAGUGCUAAGGUGUGACAUUUGAAUUCUUAAAUCACACACUGCCCGAGAACCUUUCUGAAAUCCACACUAAAUCUUGAACAAAAAAGUUCAACCAGCCCUUCAAAUGCAUAACAAUGACGAAGCUGAAAACAAUGAGGCUAUGGCAUUUGAACGGCAGAGGCAUCCAAACAUUGAAACGCUCGGAUCCAGCUAUCAACACUCAAUAUGACAUGACUCAUAUCCACAUCCAGAGGAAAGGUAUUAAUCAGCUAGAUUGGUUACAAGCCCCAAAAGUUCUGUAAACACUGCUUGGGUCCUGACAAGACAGAAGAGCGGCUCUUUAAACCCUGAUUGUACUGGAUGAGACUUUGGAUUCUCUUAUUUGAACGGCCUGUCAAAGAUUUACAUUUAUGUAUUUGGCAGACGCUCUUAUCCAAAGUGACUUACAUUGCAUUAUACUAUACAUUGUAUCUGAAUAAAGUCACAUGCAAUCCCCUGGGAAUGAACCCAUGACCUUGGCAUUGCUAGCAACAUGCUCUAACCACUGAACCACAGGAAGGCUAAAGUUGACUUGUUCAUUCUUUUUAUUACAGUUUAUGGACAUUUUUGUUCAAAUUGCCUAAUGAAAAUGUUAGCGAUUCAUUCAUUUAAUUCAUCUGUUGGAAAUCUUAUACCUUUAUAUAUAUUUUAAGGGUUAUUAGGCUUUUAUUUUCGUUCAUCUUUCUUUUCUAUCAUUUUCUUGACCAUUAUAUGUUUAAUGAAAGAGACCGUACUGUGUUUCCUCUUCAGUGUGUAUUUCUCUGAAAACACAUUGGACAGACAUUCACACUGUUUGGAUUAAGUAGGAAAAUGUUCUUUGAAAAGUACUGAAUACUAUGUGUCCAUGCAUAUUCAAUUUACACACGUUUAUAGUUUUCAAUUCAAUUUAUGUUGCUGAUGCAAAUUAGACAUGACAGCCACUUGUAAGAUGUACCUAUGUGUGUGCAAGUGUACUGCUGACAUUUAUUUGAGUUACAAUGUCAGUUAUAUUUCAUAUGGUGUAGCACGUAUUUCCAUACUGCUGAAAUACAUGUAAUGAAUUCAUUUAAAGUCAAUGCCAAGGAUAUGACUCAUUAUUCUAGAAGAGUAGUGCAUAUCACAUGCAAUUCAAAUGGUUCCGUAAUAAUGUGGCACUGUUUUGAUUUUGAAGGAUAUUAACAUUUAUCAUUAUAAAUCUCAUUAUGGUACUUCAAUAUCCUUUUACAUGUGUUAUACACACAUACAUUGGCGUAAUCAUAAGAAAAGUAUUCAGCACCAACCUUACCCAAACACACCCAGAACUUCCCUUCGUCUAUUAACCAUAAAUCACAGAUUAUUCUAGAGCGGUUGCAAAAUAAUGAUAAGGCCUACUUGGAAUUUUAUAUUUAAUAUUGUGCUGCUGUUUGGUACUAUGGUUUAAUGACAUUUACAUGGAUAAAUGUCAUAUUACAUAUAUGGUUUAGUGACAUUUAAAACUGGCAUGUGGCGUUUAAACUAAACAUCCCAAAUCUCCUUAAUGACGUACAACUAGUUAAGAACCACAAAAGAUAUUUGCUUCUUUUUUUAUCGUUUCAACAAGUCUAUGCAUAGAAUGUUUCUUUUUAAAGUUAAUUUGUCAUUUUUAUUGGUUUAAUGGUUUUCAAAAUCUAUAUCGUUUCAAAGUUACAGUCUUCUUAUUAUCCUCAUAACAUGGUUCUGAAUUGGAUUGUAUCGCUUUCUUCACUGGAAUAACCUGAUUUUUUUAGCGGAUGUAACCUGAAUGUGUGUGUGUGUGUGUGUGUGUGUGUAUGUAUGUACCUGUGUGUGAUAUUGGUUUUAUCUGAAUGUGUUUGAGUGCUGAUGUGAGUUAUAAACUAAAGUUUAUUUGUGAGAUCAUCUCAAAAUGUUUGAUGAGCAGUAACAGUUUUAGUUUCUGUGCUUUGUAAAUUGGAGAGAACAAAACCCAUGUUAGUGACCUGAAGUUUUAUAAUCAUAUUAGUCUUGUUGUGCCACACAUUGAGAGACAGUGAAAUACACAAAGCUGUAAUCUGCGUACUCUUGUGUUACUACUGUCAUUUUGAUUACAUAAUAAAGUUUAAAUAAUAAAGCUGUUUAAACCGAU
Triplophysa dalaica is the source of this 3834-nucleotide messenger RNA. It is a transcript of the gene plxdc2b, whose product is annotated as plexin domain containing 2b. The record is from RefSeq and is a predicted model, not a curated record. Bases 176 to 1744 code for a protein of 522 amino acids. NCBI's taxonomy places the organism in Eukaryota, Metazoa, Chordata, Actinopteri, Cypriniformes, Nemacheilidae. The transcript has 14 exons.